Messenger RNA from Melanaphis sacchari, 664 nucleotides. RefSeq lists its product as uncharacterized. The record is from RefSeq and is a predicted model, not a curated record. The coding region runs from base 82 to 414 and encodes 110 amino acids. The transcript is spliced from 4 exons. NCBI's taxonomy places the organism in Eukaryota, Metazoa, Arthropoda, Insecta, Hemiptera, Aphididae.
UGUAUACUAGUCGGUGAUUUUAUUAAUUCAUUUCUCAAUAAAUACAAUUUUUGAACUGUUUAAUUUAAGAACCUGAAUAAGAUGAUUUCCAAACGAAUUUUAAUAUCAGCGAUUUUCAUAAUAUUUUUGGUCCAAUUUAUAACUUGUCCGACGACCACUGAACUAACAGAUUUAGCUUCACCUGAAACUAAACCUAAGGCAAAAUAUGCAUCUACAUCUAAAUCUGGAGCAAGUAAAGCAGAAAUUACAACUACUGACCCUACGGACCUAGAAAUAGACCAGGAUGAUGAAACUAUGAAAAAAUCAAAUAAAUCAAAUGGCCCAUACAAAUAUCUCUCUAAGUUUAUUCAAUCAAUAUGUUGGCCUCUACGAUACUUUUGGGGAAAAUUAAAAAACCUAUGUACAACAAAUUAACAAUAAAAAACAGAAAAAUCUGAAACACUAGAAUUUAACACUAAUCACACUAAAAGGGAUUUGUAUUUGAAUAAACCAGAACUCGUAAUAUCCAUAAAAAUCCUUUAUAAAUACUAACUAUCAAAACAAACGUAACUAAAAAGAACCAUCUUCAGGAUAACAGGGAAAUUCAAAAGUUUUCAUUUUAAAAACGGCAUGUUAUAUGAUUUUUUUUAUUUAUUUUUUAUUGUUAAUUCAAUUUUGUAAUUUG